Molecule: messenger RNA, 6627 nt
Organism: Cinara cedri
Lineage: Eukaryota; Metazoa; Arthropoda; Insecta; Hemiptera; Aphididae
Source: the annotation of a GenBank genome assembly
AUUGGUUCAUGCAAAUGGAACACUUCCAUAAAAUUUGAAUAUAUACAAGUAGAUGAUAUAGACAUAUCAUUGUUUUUCUGACAUCGUUUACUAUGAUAAUCUUUUUUUAAAAUAUCAUUAUGCAUACAUUUAUGAGGUACUAAGACACUGAGCACAGAACUCAGAUAGUAGAAAAAUGGUAAAAGGUCUAAACUAAAAAAGUCCAAUUUUAUUUGUAUAAAUAUACAUUUUGUAUGUAUUUAAAAAUAACUUAAAUAUGAAAACGAAGACAGAGUACAAGUAAACAUAACAUAAUAUUUUACAUAUCUAUCUAGUAUAUAAACAUAACUAUAUCUAUAAAUAUAUUAAAUUUGGUGUAGGUUGAAUAGUAUUUAAGGAAAGGAGACAUAAAAAACAAACAAAAUAACUUAUAAUUAAAAUGUAUAGAACAGGGAACAUAGUAAUAUUUAAAUUAUAAAUCUAAUUCAACACACUAUAAUUUAAGAUCAAUAUUUUUAACAUCGUUUACUAUGAUAAUCUUUUUUAAAAUAUCAUUAUGUAUACAUUUAUGAGGUACUAAGGCACUGAGCACAGAACUCAGAUAGUAGAAAAAAGGUAAAAGGUCUAAACUAAAAAAGUCCAGUUUUAUUUUUAUAAAUAUACAUUGUGUAUGUAUUUAAAAAUAACUUAAAUAUGAAAACGAAGACAGAGUACAAGUAAACAUAACAUAAUAUUUUACAUAUCUAGCUAGUAUAUGAACAUAACUAUAACUAUAAAUAUAUUAAAUUUGGUGUAGGUUGAAUGGUAUUUAAGGAAAGGAGACAUAAAAAACAAACAGAAUAACUUAUAAUUAAAAUGUAUAGAACAGGGAACAUAGUAAUUUUUAAAUUAUAAAUCUAAUUCAACACACUAAAAUUUAAGGUCAAUAUUUUUAAAAAAACCUUGGUACAAUUGUGCACAAAUAAGGUAACCAAAAAAUUUGAUUAAAAAAAUAUACAUAAUAUCUGAAAGUAUUCCAGCUGAUUUGGUAAUUUCAUUAAAUUCAUCGAUUUUUGUUGAAUACCACUACAUUGAUGAUUUACUUUGAUAAGAAACUGUUUAAAAAAGUAGUGGAUGUAAAAAUAAAAACUGUGUAAAACGUAUAAAAUAUUAUACUAAGUGUAAAUACUCGUCAAUAAUAUAAGAAUAAUAUAAGAAUAAUUCUUUAAUAGCAUAUAUACAAAUAUCAUAUUAUAUAGUAUACAUUACAUUGCAUAACAGUGCAAUACUAGGCCUUACGUACUCUACCAGUAAAAUAAUAACACUAAUUUCAAUUUUAAAUGUGAUUUUAUACACACAUUCUUUUCUCAAUACGUUUUCCUUACAUGUAUCAAAAAAUAAAAAGGGAAAACCCCAGAAAUUCACAAAUUUUAAAGGUGUUUUACGUUUAAAAGCAUUUAAAUUCGAACUUAAAAUAUAAUAUAAUAUGUUAAAAUAUGACAUGUAAUACAAUUUUAAAAAUAAUAAAAUAGGAAUACUCUUACUCCAAAAAUUACGGUUACGGUUUAAAGGUUACGGUUCGAAACGAUCCGAACUAGAAAACCGGUUAAACUGGUUUACGGCAAAUCGCAGAUUUUUCGAAAGAUUUAAAAAAAUUCAACGUACAACACCGCGGCCGAAAAACUGCUACAAAUUGCGGUACGGCUUGGUACCCAUAAGAUACACGGUAGAAAUCGUGGAAUUGGCGAAUAAUAUUAUUACAACUGGCCCGCGCGGGCCAGUCGUACGAAAUUAUCGAAGGCGAGUUGGGAAUUUUGUUAAUUUCCUAUUGGAAACUGUCCACGAGCGAUCUCGAAUCGUACGACGAACACGCGAAACGGUCAUCGUGAAAAGCGGUGUUCGCGUAGGGCAGUCUAAUGUCUUGGAGGAAGAACGGAGCGCCAAAAUCACCAAGUCGAAAGAUGCGACUUUGAAAGAGACCGCCAUGUACCUGAUGGAUUGCGUGUACGUUUGUACUCGAAUCAUAAACCAAAAAUACAAAAAUAUACGAAAUAUAAAGUGUAAACAGUAAAGAAUGUAUAACUGUAUAGUUAAGUUUUAUAAUUGCAUAAUUAUUUAUUAGGCUGUAACAUAACAUGACGUACACAAUAAAUAAAACAGUAUAUAUUCAAAUAUAAUUUAAAUCAACAAAGCAAAUGAGAUGAUGUAACACAAUGUAAAAUUUAUUGAAGAUGACCGGGUAUAUUAAUAUUAAUAUUAAGAUAAACGACUUUUAAGUGUUUUUAAAAAUAUUUUAUUUAUGUAAAUUUUAACCUAUAAUUUAGCCUUAAUUAUUUCUUUAAUAAUUACUCGUGUAUAAAAAUAUUUUUAAAAUAGCAUAACAAGAUACACAUUCACAAACGAAAAAAAAUUAUUUUUCAUGUUAAUAAUUAUUUCAAAACAUUGACUGGUGAUAAAGGUAAACCAGAAAUUAGUAAUUUUUUUCGUCAAUCGUGAAAUGACUGCUGAAGCGUGUGGCGUAAGUCUUGAUUAUGUUAAACGAGUUUGCGCUGAAGGGAAAAAAUUAUCUGUGGGUGAAAAUCAACUAGCUGCCAAACCUUCUUUCUUUAAGUCUCCAAGGAAAAGUUAUAAACAUGCCAAACCUAUGACCAACUUAAACGAUUUUAACAAUGACGUUGUCAGAAGAACAGUUCAUAGUUUUUAUGAUAAUGGUCAGUAUCCAACUAGUGAAAAAAUAUUGGGAGCGUUGCAUGAAAAAAUUAAUUAUUCGGAUUCACAAUGGUCCGUGCGACAUAUUUUGCGUAAUUUAAAUUUCAAAUACAAAAAAUGUAAUGACGGGCGUAAAUUUUUAAUGGAAAGAAAUGAUAUUAUUUGUUUUCGGGUUAAAUUUUUGAGAAAAAUGAACGAGUUUAGACGUAAUAACGACACAAGGCCAAUAUUUUACUUAAACGAAACAUGGGUAAACCAAAAUCAUACGUGAGGACACAUAUGGCAAAACUCCGACAACACCGAAGGAUUAAAAGUACCUAUUGGAAAAGGCUUAUUGUGUGUCAUGCUGGGUCACCUUCAUUGGGUUUCGUCAAAAAUUCAAAACUGGUUUUUCGUUGCAAGUCGGGAUCGCAGGCAGACUAUCAUUCUCAAAUGAACGCGACUAUUUUUCAUAAAUGAUUUAUAAAUAUAUUGGGCAAUUUAGAAGAACCUUGUAUAAUUGUGAUGGACAAUGCCACAUACCAUUCUACCUUAACAGAAGAAUAUCCUAAGGCAAAUACUUGAAAGGCGGAUGUACAAAAAUGGUUACAAGACAAGUCUGUGAACUUUUCUCCAGUAAAGACUUUAACCGAACUACGGGAAAAAGUCAAAUUGACGAUGCCAAAAGAAAAAAUAUAUAACUAGGACGAAAUUGCACUUCAAAUGGGCCAUGAUGUGGUAACACUUCCUCCUUACCACUGCCAAUAUAACCCAAUCGAAUUAAUUUGGGCGCAAGCUAAGGGUAAAAUCGGGGGAAAAAAUAACCCCUUCAAAAUGGUGUAAAUAGGAGUCCAAUAGGUUAUAAGUCAAAAAUAUAUGUAUCGUUAUUUUUACGAAAAAUAUGUAUGCGACGAUGCUAAAGAUAACGAUUAUUAUGACGAACAUUGUCGAUAACGACAGAUAACAUUAAAUGUACACAUUACACAUUCAACCGUAUAUUUUUAGGUCCCACUAAGGUAAGUACACACGUAGAGGAAAUCCUCAAGAUUUGAACUGCGCUGUCCAGUCCUUGAGGAUUUCCUUCACGUGGAUAGGAUUGGCCUUGAGGCCUAUGUUAGCCUGUGCAGUCCGAAAAUCCUUUUCGAAAUUCAAUAAAGAAAAACUGUGCAAGCCAUACUGUACAGUUCAAAUUCGCACGUGUGGAGGCACUGUGGGGUCUACCUUGAGGAUUCAUGCGAUAUCACUUAUUAUUUUAAUUUUGUUUUGUUUGUUUCUGCGUGUGCACCUUUAAAUAAACUACCGUUUAAAAUGAGCCGGGAAUUUAUUGAAGAAUUUAUUAAACUUAAUGAAUGUGAGCCUUAUCCUUGGCACAUCAAAUCAAAAUAUAACCAUGACAGGAACAAAAAAAGAUUCUGCGUAUGCCAAAUUAGUCAACAAACAGAGAGAAGUUGAACCAAAUGCUACAAAGAACGUAAUAAACAAAAUGAACAAUAUGAAAAGCGCUUAAAGAAAGGAGAAUAAAAAAAUAAAAGUCUGGUGCAUCAACAGACUCCGUGUACAAAUCAAAAUUGUGGUACUUCCCAUUGUUGAGGUAAGCUUAAUAUAUUUUUCAUAUAAUAGUUCAAAUUGAUUUUUACUAAAUUAAUUAAUUAAUAGUUGUGUUAAUAUUUUUUAUGAUGAUUAUGACCACAGUAUUUUAGAAAACGUGAGUAAUAAUUAUAAUUAAAUAGGAAUUCUAAAGCAAUCAAAUAUAUAUAUUGUAAUGUAAUGAUAUGCUAUUUAAGCUACCAUACAUUAUGUAAAAUAAAAUAUUAUAUAAGAAAUAAAUCAAACAAUUAAUAACGGAAAUGAUAGUUAAACAUUUACAUCCGAUGCCAUUCUUUUUUCUUAUCAAAUAACAUAUAUUUUAGUGCGAUAUUUACUCAUCGUAAGGAGAUAAUACUUAAGCUAUCAUAUAAAAUUAAAAUAAAUUAUAUAAUCAAUAUUGUAAAAUAAUUAUAAUAAUUUGUAGCCAUUAAUUAUUAGAUUAAGUUGUUAGUAUUAACCAAAUUAAGAUAACACAUUUACACACGCACACACACAUAGAUCUCCAGUUAUAAGGAGGCCGGCCACUUCUAAUCAUUCACAGUGUAUGUAUUGUUCCCGUUGCUUUUGGACAGAUGAUCACAAGCGAGUGUAAAAGACUACGCAGAGAUUCUUACAAAAGCACAGGAACCUAGAACAGUGUUUUAUAUUUAAAAAUUUAAUAAAAAAGAAACAGUUGUUAUAUUAAAAAUCUUUUUAUUUACUACGGUCACCUUUAUCAAAUUCAACAGAUCAAUUUGCCGCCUGAAGAAGAAAGGUAAUCAAAUUUAUAAUUAACUUACACGUGUGAAUCAAUUUUAUAUAAUUAGGCUNAAAUCGUCAAGGGACGCAUUCCUCAGAGGCCUUACAACUGGACAAAAGGAGCCGUCUGGUAAGGGAGAACGGAUCAUUGUUGUGCACAUCAGGUCAUCUGAAGGUUUUGUUGCUGGCGGUCUAUUUUGCUUCGAAUCCAAAAAAAAUUCAUAAGAUUAUCAUUACGAAAUUAACGGUGAUAAUUUUUAUGAAUGGUUCAACACAAAUUUACCGUUGUUGAACGACAAUACCGUAAUCGUCAUGGAUAAUGCGUCAUAUCAUUCGGUGAAGAAGGACCCUUGCCUCAAUAUGUCUUGGAAAAAAAAAGAUAUUUUUGAAUUACAACAGUAACCGGCCGUAUACAUGAUACGUAUUUUUAUAUACUUUGUAUGUACUGAAAUAUUUCACCAAACAAGACCAAAGUCAGACCAAGAGUAACCGAUAAAGUAGACGAGUUCGACUAAAAUGCUAUCGGGCAAAAAGUCCAUUAGUUUUAGCACAACCAUCAAAUUCCAACAUCGAAUAAAAUGUUAUCCGCAGUCAAUGAAGAUAAUAGUUUGCCGAAUUUUUCCAAAAUGAGUUUGUACAGAGUUCUAAAACAUCUGAAUUUCGAGUAUAUCCGUAAGUCUCAUAAUAGCGAUUUAAUUGAACGGAAUGAUAUAGUAUAUUAGCGCCGAUAUUUAGAAACUAUUGAACAUUACAGUCAGUUAGGACCUAACUGUAUAUUUGUCUACCUGUUAGGUAGACAAAUAUAUUACCUAGAUAAAACAUGGUUGAAUGCAGGCGAAACCACUUCAAAAUUAUGGAUGAAUAAUACAGUAAAAUCGUCAAGGGACGCAUUCCUCAGAGGCCUUACAACUGGACAAAAGGAGCCGUCUGGUAAGGGAGAACGGAUCAUUGUUGUGCACAUCAGGUCAUCUGAAGGUUUUGUUGCUGGCGGUCUAUUUUGCUUCGAAUCCAAAAAAAAUUCAUAAUAUUAUCAUUACGAAAUUAACGGUGAUAAUUUUUAUGAAUGGUUCAACACAAAUUUACCGUUGUUGAACGACAAUACCGUAAUCGUCAUGGAUAAUGCGUCAUAUCAUUCGGUGAAGAAGGACCCUUGCCUCAAUAUGUCUUGGAAAAAAACAGAUAUUUUUGAAUUACAACAGUAACCGGCCGUAUACAUGAUACGUAUUUUUAUAUACUUUGUAUGUACUGAAAUAUUUCACCAAACAAGACCAAAGUCAGACCAAGAGUAUCCGAUAAAGUAGACGAGUUCGACUAAAAUGCUAUCGGGCAAAAAGUCCAUUAGUUUUAGCACAACCAUCAAAUUCCAACAUCGAAGAAAAUGUUAUCCGCAGUCAAUGAAGAUAAUAGUUUGCCGAAUUUUUCCAAAAUGAGUUUGUACAGAGUUCUAAAACAUCUUAAUUUCGAGUAUAUCCGUAAGUCUCAUAAUAGCGAUUUAAUUGAACGGAAUGAUAUAGUAUAUUAGCGCCGAUAUUUAGAAACUAUUGAACAUUACAGUCAGUUAGGACCUAACUGUAUAUUUGUCUACCUGAUAGGUAGACAAAUAUAUUACUUAGAUAAAACAUGGUUGAAUGCAGGCGAAACCACUUCAAAAUUAUG